This is a messenger RNA of Ostertagia ostertagi, 1650 nucleotides long. The record is from the annotation of a GenBank genome assembly. NCBI's taxonomy places the organism in Eukaryota, Metazoa, Nematoda, Chromadorea, Rhabditida, Trichostrongylidae.
AUGGCAUCCGGUGCCGAAGCUCUCCUCGCCCUUACGGGUAGACGCACCACAGGUCAAAGUAUUCGGACUCAGAAUGUGACUGCUGCUGUGGCAAUCGCAAAUAUUGUGAAGUCCUCCCUUGGUCCUGUUGGGCUCGACAAGAUGCUUGUUGAUGAUGAUGUCAUUGUAACUAAUGAUGGUGCUACUAUUCUGAAGCAACUUGAAGUAGAGCAUCCGGCUGGGAAAGUCCUCGUCGAGUUAGCGCAGCUUCAGGAUGAUGAGGUUGGUGAUGGUACCACCUCAGUAGUCAUCGUUGCCGCUGAACUGCUAAAAGCUGCCGAUGAGCUUGUCAAAAACAAGCUUCACCCCACUACCGUCAUCAACGGUUAUAGGCUCGCUUGUAAAGAGGCUGUCAAAUACAUGCAGGAAAAUUUGUCAUUUUCCGUUGACGAGUUGGGCCGACAGUCGCUUAUCGAAGCUGCAAAAACAUCUAUGAGCAGCAAACUCAUUGGAUCAGACUCUGACUUCUUCGCUGCUCUUUGCGUAGAUGCAGCCGAAGCUGUGAAGGUGACGGACUCGACCGGCAAGAUAACUUAUCCAAUUGCUGCCGUAAAUGUAUUGAAAGCGCAUGGAAAGAGUGCUCGCGAAUCAAUGCUCAUCAAGGGAUACGCUCUGAAUUGCACAGUGGCUAGCCAAGCGAUGCCACUCUCAGUUCCAAACGCAAAGAUUGCUUGCCUUGACUUUUCUCUACAAAAGGCAAAAAUGCACCUUGGAAUAUCUGUCAUUGUUGAGUCCCCGGAGAAACUGGAGGCUAUCCGGCGGGAAGAGUUCGACAUCACGAAACGCCGAAUUGAGAAAAUUUUGAAAGCAGGAGCAAAUGUAAUACUCACCACUGGAGGUAUUGAUGAUCUCUGUCUGAAGCAGUUUGUUGAGGCGGGUGCAAUGGCGGUACGACGUUGUAAGAAGGUGGACUUGAAGCGAAUUGCUAAAGCCACUGGAGCAACUCUGGUGAGCUCACUAGCGAACUUGGAAGGCGAUGAAUCCUUUGAUGCGUCUCUUCUUGGGCACGCCGAGGAGGUUGUUCAGGAACGAAUAAGUGAUGAUGAGCUUAUUUUCGUAAAAGGUCCCAAAGCUCGCACUGCUAGUUCAAUCAUUCUCAGAGGAGCCAACGAUGUCAUGCUGGAUGAAAUGGAGCGGUCUGUUCACGAUGCGCUUUGUGUUGUUCGUCGCGCUCUAGAAAGUCGUCGCUUGGUAGUCGGUGGUGGUGCGGUGGAAACUGCCUUGAACGUUUGGCUAGAAGCCUUCGCAACCACACUAUCAUCUCGCGAACAACUUGCUGUUGCUGAGUUCGCACAAGCGCUCUUGGUUAUACCUAAGACGCUGUCUGCUAAUGCUGCAAAGGACUCGACCGAGCUCGUAGCCAAGCUUCGCGCUUUCCACCACAAGGCACAAACAAAUGCGCAAUUGCAGCAUCUGAAAUGGGCUGGACUUGACCUGGAAGCUGGCGAUAUUCGUGACAACCGCGUUGCUGGGGUUAUUGAGCCACUUCUUAGCAAAGUAAAGUCCCUCAAGUUUGCUACAGAAGCAGCAAUCACUAUUCUGCGCAUCGAUGACCUUAUCAAGUUGGACAAGCAGGAACCAUCUCGGGGUGACGAUGAAUGUGGAGCGUAA